Penicillium brasilianum is the source of this 1044-nucleotide messenger RNA. NCBI's taxonomy places the organism in Eukaryota, Fungi, Ascomycota, Eurotiomycetes, Eurotiales, Aspergillaceae. The record is from the annotation of a GenBank genome assembly.
AUGCUCUCCAACCCACUCCACAGAGGCGCCCGCACCAUCACACAGAGCUCGAUCCGCCGUCGCCGAACUCUCCUUCUCACAUUCGACGCCUUCGAGACCCUCUUCUACCCACAUCCGUCAGUUCCCGACCAAUAUGCGGCAAUCGGCCACGAGUUCGGACUCUCCCGAACAGCAGUGACACCCGACAAGCUCAAAGCCGCAUUCAAGGACGUGUACCGCCUAAAAUCCAAACAAAAUCCGAAUUACGGUCGCGCGGACGUGCUCAAGGGUCAGUAUGGAGGGCCAAAACAAUGGUGGGAAGAGGUCAUCCGUGGGAGUUUUGGACAGGUCCUAGCCUCAGAGGAGAAUGAGAAUAAUGUACAGAGCAUAUCCCCGGAUUACGGACAGCUUGAUCUCCCCAGCGGUAUGGUUGAGACUCUACUGAAUCGGUUUGCGGGGCAUGGAGGUUACACGUUGUAUGACGAUGUAGCCCCGUUUUUCGCCCGGAUGCGUGAGCUCAGAGCUUCAUCGAAUAGCUCUCCUUUUGAUCGGAUCGUGCUGGGCGUGAUAUCCAACUCUGAUGAUCGUGUUCCCGCAGUGCUGAAAGCGCUUGGUCUACGCGUUGGAGAUACACGGGCAGAUCAGGACCGGUCGAGUAUGGAAUUGCCGGGUUUCGAGGAGCGAGACUCUUCGCAAGAGCCCCAGUCCCAGACCGCGGCUACCACGUACUUUGGCGCUCGGCCAGAUGUUGACAUUGACCUGGUGAUUACCAGCUACGAAGCUGGCGAAGAGAAACCGAAUAAGUUGAUCUUCGAUGUCGCGAAACGGCAGGCUCAAUUGCUUGUCCGACAAGAUGGGCAACAAGGCUCAACUCCAGCUGGCCUGGAGGAUACUGAUGACUGGACAUAUGUACACAUUGGUGAUGACUACCAGAAGGACUACGUUGGUGCUACUCGUGCGGGCUGGCAGAGCUACUUCCUUGAACGUAAUGGCAGUGAAGAAUGCCCUUCGAGAACUAUUCGUUCGUUGCUGGAGUUGUUCACCGAGCUGAAGAUUGGCUCAUGA